CUCUGUCCCUUGCUUUCUAAGGAGAUGCUCACGUAGCAUGACAGAAGCCACUGUACACGCUUCAGCCCUGAACCACCUCCUCAGGUACCCUGGCUCUGGAGACUGCUAUGGGAGAUUGGAUGACUGUUACAGAUCCAAGUCUGUGUACAGAAAGCAAAAAUCUCCAUCAAUAUACCUCAGAAACAAAGAUGUCUCCAUCAAGUUUAUACUCCCAGCAAGUGCUAUGCUCUUCAAUACCUUUAUCAAAAAAUGUGCACAGUGUUUUCAGUGCCUUUUGCACAGAAGAGAACAUUGAACAAAGUAUUUCAUAUCUUGAUCAGGAACUGACUACCUUUGGUUUUCCUUCCUUAUAUGAAGAAUCCAAAAGUAAAGAGACAAAGAGAGAAUUAAAUAUAGUUGCUGUUUUAAAUUGUAUGAAUGAGCUACUGGUGCUGCAGCGGAAGAACCUUCUGGCCCAGGAAAGUGUGGAGACGCAGAAUCUGAAGCUAGGCAGUGACAUGGACCACCUGCAGAGCUGCUAUGCCAAACUUAAGGAACAACUGGAAACCUCAAGACGAGAGAUGAUUGGGCUUCAGGAGAGAGACAGGCAGUUACAGUGCAAAAACAGGAAUUUGCAUCAGCUUCUGAAGAAUGAAAAAGAUGAGGUACAAAAAUUACAAAACAUUAUAGCCAGUCGGGCUACUCAGUAUAAUCAUGAUAUGAAGAGAAAAGAGCGUGAAUACAAUAAACUAAAGGAGCGGCUGCACCAGCUUGUUAUGAACAAGAAGGAUAAAAAAAUAGCCAUGGACGUUUUAAAUUAUGUGGGUCGAGCUGAUGGAAAACGAGGCUCGUGGAGGACUGAUAAGACAGAAGCCAGGAAUGAAGAUGAAAUGUACAAACUUCUGCUGAAUGACUAUGAGUGCCGCCAGAAGCAGAUCCUAACGGAGAACGCUGAGCUGAAGAAGGUCCUGCAGCAGAUGAAGAAGGAGAUGAUUUCUCUUCUCUCGCCCCAGAAGAAGAAACCCAGGGAAAGAGCAGAGGACGGCACAGGCACUGCUGUUAUCUCUGAUAUUGAAGAUGACCUUGGAGAGCUGAGCAGAGAGAGCGCGUGGGGCCUCUCCUGUGACACUGUGAGAGAGCAGCUUACAAACAGCAUCAGGAGACAGUGGAGGAUCUUGAAAAGUCACGUGGAAAAACUCGAUAACCAAGUUUCAAAGGUCCACUCAGAAGGCCUCAAUGAUGAGGACGUCAUCUCACGACAGGACCAUGAAGAAGAGACUGAGAAACUGGAAUUGGAGAUCCAGCAGUGUAAAGAGAUGAUCCGAGCACAGCAGCAGCUCUUACAGCAGCAGCUGGCCACGACAUGUGAUGAUGACACAACCUCACUGCUUCGAGACUGUUACUUGCUGGAAGAAAAGGAACGCCUUAAAGAAGAGUGGUCCCUUUUUAAAGAGCAAAAAAAGAAUUUUGAGAGAGAAAGACGCAGCUUUACAGAAGCUGCGAUCCGCUUGGGGCUGGAGAGAAAGGCGUUCGAAGAAGAAAGAGCCAGCUGGCUAAAGCAACAGUUUUUAAACAUGACGACCUUUGACCACCAGAACUCAGAAAAUGUGAAACUUUUCAGUGCCUUCUCAGGAAGUUCUGAUCCAGACAAUCUUACAGUGCACUCACGGCCACGGCAAAAGAAGCCACACAGUGUGACUAAUGGGGCACCAGCUUGCACAUCAAAACUGGCUAAGUCUCUUCCUGCUUCACCCUCUACUUCAGACAUUUGCCAGACACGUUCCUGUGUGUCUGAACACAGGAGUUCAACCAAUGUGCUGAAUAUAGCUCCUGAAGAAACUAAAGCAAAUGAGAUUGGAAGAGAAUGCACAAAUCAGAAAUGGAGUGUGAUGUCAAGACCUGGUUCACGGGAAGGCUGCUACAGUGGCUGCUCCUCAACGUACACGAGUUCUCACCUGGAAAGAGACACCUUACCUUAGACACACAGACUGCAGGGUUCUCAUGAAAGCGUGCAUCUGAGGUCGCGUCCGAGUUAAACAGGGUGUAUCAUAAAGUCAGUCAUCUAAUUUAAGAUGGUCUGGGUUGUUUGUCUGGACUUCGCGUCUUCCCCCAAAGAACUGCAAUGUGAGCUAUUGAAAAGGAUGCAAAAGCUUUGGGAGUGUGGUAGUUAGUGACAGAGCGGCUGGGUCUGUGACGAGAGGAUGUGUGGUGUUUGGAUGAGACAGAGGCAAGAGUGGGCUUCCUCUCCAGGUAUUGAAAAUAGCACUUUCAGGGGACCGAUUAUUGUAAACAUUCAGUUUUUGUCCCAAUGUGGUUGGCACCGGAAGUUUAGCCUUCACUUGAAUGUAUACUGUAGAUUUUUAACAAAGCAAGUUCUAUAUUUAUUAUGUUUAGUGUGAUUUGGGAUUACCUCUUUCAUAUGUUUUACAUAAAGUGAAAUUUAUGUAUGUUCUGUACAUAGAGAUAUACAUGAUUAUGUUAAGAGGCUUUAAGGUUUAAAAAUUUCACACAACGCUUGAGUGUAGUGUUUCAUGCCAAUAAAAUGUUUUCAGAGGCAUUGUGUUUACAGAUGCGUUAGGGCAACUGCCACAUGGCAUUUAAGAUUUUAUUUUAAGCCAUCUGGGCAAUAGAAAUUCAAAGCCACUCUGUGAAAGCUGAGUUGAGAUAACUAGAACUACUAACAUUACAUUUUCGAGAUUUUUAAAGCAUUAUAUUUUAUUUUAUAUAUGUGAAUGUUAUAAUUUCUAAGAGGAAUAUUGAUUAUGGAGUAAUGGGGGAAAGACAGAAAGUAUCUUUGAAUAACAAUAUGAGGGCAUUGGUUUAAGAUAUUUGGAUGAUAAAAGAUAAUUUAAGAUAGCUGGAUGGUGAUAUUUUCCUUACCAAAUGGGUUGUCAGUACAGGAAUAUCUGUACCAGCCAGGACUUUAUAUCAUUGCCAAUAAUUUUAUAAUUAAAAAAUUUUCAACUAGAUACUACUACUAAAGAAAUAAGACAAUGUAAAAACAUUGACUUUUGUAAUUGAGAUAUGACAUUCUGGACGCCCUUGUGUCAUUUCGUUUUCAGAACAAUCUUAGGCUCUUUUGUCUCUGGUGUCUCUGCUGCAUGUCUCUUCAUGAGAAGUAUGUUACUAUUGAUAGUAAUGACAAUGAUAAUACAUGUAGACUAGGCCCAGGCUUCUCCUGGAUGGAUUUUCAUCCAAAAGCUUUUAAGUGCCUCCCCUGCUUGUCUCUGCACAUAGAAGCCUGCACAAGUCCUUGCCCAACGAUGCAGGUUAGUCUGGUCUGCCUUCCUCUUUCCUUGCCACUGUUGUGGCUGUUGCAUUAAAUUCAUCAUGCUACCAAAAGAAAACUUGUGUUGUCCAUUCACUGUGUGACUGUGGGGUCAUGCAGCAGCAGCCAUUUGUCUGGCGCUUGUGAGAAAGCACGACCUGAUGAGGCAUUGCUGUGAAGUAAGCGUCCUCUUGGUAGCAACCCUGCUCGCAGUUCCAGGAACUGGCUUUGGCUUGUGAGUGUGAGUUGCUACCUUCAGUCGGAUGCACAAUCACUUCUUUACUCUUUAAAGUGUGAUGUCUGGAGUUACUGCUAUAGUCCAGAGGAGCCAACCAGCUGGGAUAAUUGCCUUGCUGCUGCAGAAAGGCAAUCAAAGUGUUGAAGUAGCUCCUGAUUAUCUGUUCCCCACAGGGGUCUGUCUCCAUGACAGCCUUUGCAGGCUACAAACCUUCCUGACUACAACCCCUUCAUCAACUGUGCUGUAUUCCGUGAGGAGAGUUCUCUGGAAAGGAACACCUGCUUUUUUGCGGUGUUUGCAUUUCAGCCCGGGCUGAAUUCUCAGACUGGAAAAAAAUCCCCCCGAGACUUUAAGGUACGAAGGAAACCAUAGAAAAAGUGAGAUCCCUUUGCUUUUAGGGGUGUGCAUGAACCUACCAAAAGCUGUGCGUCUUCCUGGCUUGCUUGUAUUGCUGCCCAUUCCAAUUCUAAAAUGAUCCCUAAUCACUCCAACGUCCCAGAGGCUUGGGUGGUGCUGUGUUGGAAAACAUAAGUUGACAGAAAAGCUCCUGGGAUUCUGCCUCCUCUUGUGCAGGCAUUUGCAAUAUGCAAGAAACACAGCCAUGCUGGUCUCAUGACUCAGUCGGUAGUGCCGGUGUCUCUCGGCUCUAAAGCCUCCUGGUAAUCUUGUGUGCUUUCUUGUUUAACAAUAUGGAAAUCUAAAACUUUGUAACUCGAGUUGGUAUUUACAGACUUGACAAACCCACUUUGAAUUUUCAAAACUUAAAAAUGGCACUGAAAACUUGAUAGUUUCCUACUCUUUUUCCGAGACAGGGUUUCUCUGUGUAGCUUUGGAGCCUAUCCUGGCACUCACUCUGGAGACCAGGCUGGCCUCGAACUCACAGAGAUCUACCUGCCUCUGCCUCCCUAGUGCUAGGAUUAAAGGUGUGCACCACCAAUGCCCAGCGAUAGUUUCCUACUCUUAAGUAACUUAUUGACAACGAUUAGAAACUUAAUAGAAAAAUCAGUAACAGGAGAAAAUGAUGGCUAAGGUUUAAUAAAGGAGUAUUUUCUUACAGAAGCAAAUAUUAAAUGACUUAGGUUUACAGCAUGUGAGGCAACUUGUUUGCUCACUCAUUAUGUAAAUGGAGUGCAGGAUGUUGUUUGGGAAUAAUUGUGUGGUUCCUAUCCUAGCUAAGUAGGAUGCUCCAAAACUCUGUAAUCACCUGAUUUUUGUGGGGAACAUAUUCUAUGGUGCAUGUUGGGGAGAGUGCCUGAAAUCCAGUUUUAACCUCCCCUGUGGGAGGUCCAUCUCAAAGGCCUUGGGACCCCAGGGGUGGCCUCUAAAAGUGUGGAAGCUUGGAGCACUGUGAGUUAACAAAGCCCUUCUGUGAUGGCCCUGUUGUAAACAUUCUUAGAAUUACAUAUACCAGUGUAGAGCAUGUUGUUGGGUUGAAUUGUGGGACUUUAGUAAACACACUUUGCCCUG
Molecule: messenger RNA, 4952 nt
Organism: Cricetulus griseus (Chinese hamster)
Lineage: Eukaryota; Metazoa; Chordata; Mammalia; Rodentia; Cricetidae
Source: RefSeq, a predicted model, not a curated record